Molecule: messenger RNA, 327 nt
Organism: Carica papaya (papaya)
Lineage: Eukaryota; Viridiplantae; Streptophyta; Magnoliopsida; Brassicales; Caricaceae
Product: protein RALF-like 19
Biological process (GO): calcium-mediated signaling
Cellular component (GO): plasmodesma
Source: RefSeq, a predicted model, not a curated record
AUGGAUCUCAAAUUGUUGUUUAUCUUUGCCCUCCUUUUCAUGGCUAUAAUGGCCGAGUCUGUUAAUGCCAACUGGGCUCUCGGCAAGUCCUGUGCCAAUGGAGAUUGUCUCAUUGAUGACGACGACGAGGGAUUGAUGGAGUCGGAGAUCAGCCGUCGAACACUCGCUCAGAAUAGAAGGUAUAUAAGCUAUGGAGCACUCAAGGCUAACAAUAUUCCAUGCAAGCGUCGCGGAGCUUCGUACUACAACUGUCGCAAAAGAAAUAGGGUUAACCCUUAUAAACGUGGCUGCAGUGUUAUUACUCGUUGCUAUAGGUUUACCUCUUGA